Sporothrix brasiliensis 5110 is the source of this 2295-nucleotide messenger RNA. RefSeq lists its product as uncharacterized. Bases 1 to 2295 code for a protein of 764 amino acids. Gene Ontology annotation, cellular component: nucleus. The transcript is spliced from 5 exons. Gene Ontology annotation, molecular function: RNA polymerase II cis-regulatory region sequence-specific DNA binding; DNA-binding transcription factor activity, RNA polymerase II-specific. Gene Ontology annotation, biological process: regulation of transcription by RNA polymerase II. The record is from RefSeq and is a predicted model, not a curated record. Lineage: Eukaryota; Fungi; Ascomycota; Sordariomycetes; Ophiostomatales; Ophiostomataceae.
AUGAAUACGGUACACUCCACCAGCGCCACCCUUGCCUCCCUCAACUCAGCAGAUGUCUACGAUUCCGAUGGCAUCGACCCGCGGGAGAGCCCGCCCCUACAGCAAAAGACGCUGAAGCUGCGCAUAACUCCUAGCCCCCCGCCCAAAGUGACUGAAGCCAAACCGUCACUCGGACAGACUGUGCUUCUGCAGUACAUGGCAGGCGGGCGGAACCCUGAUAUUGCUCAUUUUGCCAGCCAAUGUGUCCCCUCUGACGAGUCCGAGGAGGACGAAGACGACGACGAGGACGACGAGGACGAGGAUAUUGGCCGGACCCGCGAGUCGACCUCGGAAUUCCUAAACAACGACUCAGACAGCGAUAAAGACGACGACGAGGAUAGCACGGACGAGGACGGUGUCCGGAGGAGCCACAAGGAGAUAUCCGACCAGAACCACAAACGUCUGUUUAUUGGAGAGACAAGGCAACGAUACUCAACAGACGCCAGGCCGUCAAGGCCAGAACAGCAGCAGCAGCCAUCAGUACACCGUGAAGGGCGUGAAAGGUCUCCAAGAGGCAAACAACGGCAGCAAUCACCUAACAGCCCACUGACAUUAGACAACGGCGAUGACGCCAUGUCUCUGGACGAACCUAGCCCUCCGCCACAGAGACCGCCGCAGCAAUCACAUCAGCACGGCCGGCAGCAGCAAGAAAAGCCGGAACGGAGUCCUGAACAUGACAGAAAACAACAACAUGCGGGAUCCGGAGCCGCCGGUACGGUCCCUUUAGCGGGCGCAAACCUAGCUGCGAUAGCAAUGGCUGCGGCGGGAGCCAUCGCGAAUCCAGGCCAGAGUGGACAGCCAUCCGAUGUCACAAUACCGCGGACAACCUCCAUCGGUAUCAGACCUGAUACGAGCCUGGCUCCCCCGCCACCUCCGCGCUCACCAGGAGCCAAGAGAGACCACAGCGGCGCUCUCAAGCCCAUAUCUGUCGCACCCGGUGGCCUUCGCUUGGAAAGCAUCGUAUUGUCCCCGCAACAACAGCAUGGCGGCCGCCCGGCUGGGCCUAUGGACGCCGCAGGCAGCAGGAGCGGCGGUGGCCUCAGUCCAGAACAAAUGCGCCGCCAGUACUCUUCCUCGUCGCAAAACGCCGUUCCCGCAUAUUCGCCUCGCCCCGGCAGCACCGCGUCCCACCAGGACCAGCAAUCCGACCAGUCCCAAUUACUAACCCCGGCAUCCGCCGUAACGCCUGGAGCAAUGUCCGCUUCCUCGACGACGUUUCCACCUCUUCUUUUGAGAGACGACCGCUCUGUGGUUGGCAGCACUGGGGCCUCGUCACUCGCCACGCCCUCAUCUACACACUCACCCAACGACUACCACUCCCCUUUCUCUCCAAAUGGUACCGGUGUCGCUGCAUCGCCGGCGCAGAUCACGGCAUUCUCGCCGCUGAACCAAGCUGACUUCCACGUCUACCGACAAUCCACUGGUAGUUCCCUGCCGUCGCUACCGCCGAUGCAACCGUACGGCUCGCCACGAAACGAUAUCAAUAGCGCCGCGUCUCCUAUGUCUGCAAAUACCCCGGCGGGCCAUACUCCCAGCAACCACAGCAGCAGUGGCAGUGCUGGACAGUCACAACAAACCCUGCUCCCGCCGAUCCUGACCAUGCGUCGCCAAACAGCACACACCUGGGUCGACUGGCCGGCCAGCCGCCUCCCCUGGACACCUAUUGAACCCGAUGGUGACGUCUCCGCUACCGGGCCCGGUAGCAUGAUCCUCCCUCCGGUCAGACACGACAGUACGCCGCGCCAGCAACCAUCGAUCGAGUCUCUCACCAGUCACAUGCUGCCGCACUCGCCCAAUGGCCAGCAUAUGCCGCCGCCACCACUCGCUCACCCUCAGCAACAGCCGCAACAACGACCAUCACAGCCGUUGCAUACGGCGGCCCAGGGCCCGUACAAGUGUGAAGUGCCGGGCUGCACCGCCGCGCCUUUCCCGACACAAUACCUCUUGAACUCUCACGCCAAUGUGCACUCCUCUGCACGGCCGCACUACUGUCCUGUCUCUGGCUGCCCACGAAGCGAAACCGGUAAGGGCUUCAAACGCAAAAAUGAGAUGAUCCGUCAUGGUCUUGUGCACCAGUCGCCGGGCUAUGUGUGCCCGUUUUGUCCGGACCGGGAGCACAAGUACCCGCGUCCAGACAACUUGCAAAGGCACGUCCGUGUUCACCACAAAGAAAAGAGCAAAGACGAUCCCCUUCUACGCGAUGUCCUGGCUCAGCGCGCGGAGGGUCCCAGUCGAGGCCGCCGCCGCCGCCUGUAA